CGGGGGCAGAACCGCCACACUCAGUAAAAACCGGUACAAACUGUUCUCUAGGAAUUUGACCAGAAUGCAAACAGAGCUCAGGUCUACGCUAACCGUUUUAGCUCAUUUUGGUGCCGUCGCCGCUGAAUUAGACGCAGUUAUGACUUCACGAUAAAUACCUCGAGCUGACAUGGCUAUCUUAUACUAGUUCCGUAUUCACCGUCUCCUUGUUGUUGGGACAAACAAGAUUCAUCAUGACCAAGGACAUAGUUGUAGGAGAUGAGUUGCCAGAUUGGGUCGGAGCCAAGGAGUUUUACCAGAAGUAUGACCCUAAAGAAGUGAUUGGGAGAGGUGUGAGCAGUGUGGUGCGCAGGUGUGUGCACAGACACACAGGUCAAGAGCUGGCAGUGAAGAUUAUUGAGAUCACAGCAGAGAAGAUGACAGCCCAGCAGCUAGAGGAGGUGAAGACUUCCACAUUGAAAGAAAUCCAAGUUCUCAACAUGGUGAAGGGACACUCUUCCAUCAUCACCCUCAUUGAUUCCUAUGAGUCCACAACGUUCAUAUUUCUAGUAUUUGACCUCAUGAGACGAGGAGAGCUGUUUGACUACCUCACAGAAAAAGUCACUCUGAGCGAGAAGGAGACCAGGUGUAUAAUGCGAGCUCUGCUGGAGGCUGUGGAGUACCUGCACUCCCUGAACAUUGUCCACCGCGAUCUGAAACCUGAGAACAUUCUUCUGGAUGAUCAUGGGCACAUCAAGCUCUCUGACUUUGGUUUCUCUGUGCAGCUUCAACCUGGAGAGAAGCUCAGAGAGCUUUGUGGAACACCUGGCUAUUUGGCCCCUGAAAUACUAAAAUGUUCCAUGGAUGAACUGCAUCCAGGCUAUGGCAAGGAGGUUGAUCUCUGGGCAUGUGGAGUCAUCCUCUUCACCCUAUUGGCCGGCUCACCGCCGUUCUGGCAUCGCAAGCAGAUGCUGAUGCUGAGGAUGAUCAUGGAGGGCCGCUAUCAGUUCAGCUCCCCGGAGUGGGAUGACAGGUCUGACACUGUGAAGGAUCUGAUAUCCAGGCUGUUGGUGGUCGAUCCAGCUGUCCGCCUCACCGCAGAGCAAUCUUUAGCACACCCCUUCUUCAGACAGUACCAGAAGGAGGAUGUGCGCCUCUUCAGUCCCAGAAAGACAUUCAGGGUGUUGAUAGUAAGCGUGCUGGCCUGUAUCAGGAUUUAUGGCCGUUACCGCAGGGCUCGACCACUGACCCGGGAGGUGCUGGCCAGAGAUCCUUACUCCCUCCGCGGCGUCCGCAAGCUCAUCGACGGCUGCGCCUUCCGUAUCUACGGCCACUGGGUGAAGAAAGGGGAGCAACAGAACCGAGCAGCCCUCUUUCAAAACACAGCAAAGAUCAUGCUACUGGGCCUGGAGGACUUUGAAACAUAAACGGUCAACCUCAUUCCUAAACAUGCUCAUUUUUAUUUAACCGUGUGCAUGUGCUGUCGAGUCAGUGUUUGCCUUGUCAAGUUACUGUUUAAUUCUAAAAUGUGCAAUUCAGGGAUCAAGCCGUUUGCUGCUUGUGUGGCUUAAUGCACACCACAGCUCUGCAAGCUCAAGAUGAUUGCAUGCCUCAAUAUUCCUUAUCUGUGUGUAUAUCCAAGGUCGUCACUAUUUGAAACUCUUCCUGUCACUGUGCACUUUGCAGUGGAGAAUUUGCACAAUCAUGAUAGAACUAAUAAUAUAAAUAUAUUGUGUAUAUUUAGGAUUUUACAUGCUGGGUGUGCAUUAUUAAGUGUUGUGAAGUGGAAAUGAAAGCACUGUGAUUAGUUAUUUUUACAAAAACUUAAAUACUGUGUUAACACUUAGAGUUGCAGAUAUUCCAGUAUUAUACAUUAGUACUGUAGGACAUGUGUGAAACGAUUAAGAUAAAUGGAGUGUUUUUGUGUGUAAUCCCAUCUUGCGUGCAAACAUUCCUCAAAAGCAAAGUCCACUCACUAACUGUGAAAACACCAUUGCUCACUCAGUUCAUUCAUCAGUCUACUAAGAAGCAUUUUUUUCAUUGAAGUGCCUGCUUCAGAAAUGUAUAGUUAUUGUACAAAUGCAGAUAUAAACAGUACUGUAUGUGCACAGUAAGAUUUUAUUGACAAUAAAACAAAUGUUUGAAUUGUCUAAUUUCA
This is a messenger RNA of Melanotaenia boesemani (Boeseman's rainbowfish), 2137 nucleotides long. It is a transcript of the gene phkg2, whose product is annotated as phosphorylase kinase, gamma 2 (testis). Gene Ontology annotation, molecular function: ATP binding; calmodulin binding; phosphorylase kinase activity. The coding region runs from base 234 to 1406 and encodes 390 amino acids. Gene Ontology annotation, biological process: glycogen biosynthetic process; protein phosphorylation. NCBI's taxonomy places the organism in Eukaryota, Metazoa, Chordata, Actinopteri, Atheriniformes, Melanotaeniidae. The transcript has 10 exons. The record is from RefSeq and is a predicted model, not a curated record. Gene Ontology annotation, cellular component: phosphorylase kinase complex.